This is a messenger RNA of Papaver somniferum (opium poppy), 516 nucleotides long. Its product is annotated as chaperone protein dnaJ 11, chloroplastic-like. NCBI's taxonomy places the organism in Eukaryota, Viridiplantae, Streptophyta, Magnoliopsida, Ranunculales, Papaveraceae. The record is from RefSeq and is a predicted model, not a curated record. The coding region runs from base 1 to 516 and encodes 171 amino acids. The transcript has a single exon.
AUGUCCGGAAUCCAAACUCUUCCGAUGAAAUCUUCAUUUCAGUUUUCUACAGAGUGUUACUUAUCAAACAAAUCCCCUAAUCACAACAAGUCCCAGAGUUCAAUGUCUUUUCCACUUAGAAACUCUUUAAAGAAAUUCACAAUUAUAUCUUCUUUUUACUCGGAAACUCUACCAAGAACCAACAGAAGAUCAUCACCGGCGGCAUCCAGUCUGUAUGAGAUUCUUAGAGUGAAAGAAAACGCGUCAGCAGUUGAAAUUAAGACAGCUUACCGAAACUUAGCAAAGAAAGUUCAUCCAGAUGUAGCCACUUCUGAAUCGGACAGCCGUGAUUUCAUGGAAAUUCACAAAGCUUAUACGACUUUAUCUGAUCCUACGGCCAGAGCUAAUUAUGAUCUCUCUAUUGCACGUAGCUCCGUUCGAUAUGGCUACGGUAUCGGAAUGACAAACCAAUCUACACCAUCCGAUUUUAUGGUUGUGGGCCAGAUGAGAAGGUGGGAAACAGAUCAAUGCUGGUAG